AUGUUUCUUCACUCCGUUAACUUCGGGAACAUGCCAUUUUAUGUUGGCAUGAUCUUCAUGGCGUCCCUAGGGCUGUGGGAUGUCUUUUUCGGCUUCGAGGAGAACCGAUGUAGCAUGAGCUAUAUGUUCGAGUACCCCGAGUAUCAGAAGAUACGCCUUCCAAAGAAACUGGCAAAACGCUAUCCUGCAUAUGAAUUGUAUCUUUAUGGAGAAGGAUCUUAUGCUGAAGAACACAAAAUUCUGCCUUUGACAGGCAUUCCAGUCCUCUUUCUUCCUGGUAAUGCUGGAAGUUACAAGCAAGUUCGUUCUCUUGGCUCUAUAGCACUUCGAAAAGCAGAAGACAUUGACUUCAAGUACCACUUUGACUUCUUUAGUGUAAACUUCAAUGAAGAACUGGUGGCGUUAUACGGUGGAAGUCUUCAGAAGCAGACCAAGUUUGUACAUGAAUGCAUUAAAACAAUUCUGAAGCUCUACAAGGGUCAAGAAUUUGCUCCAAAAAGUGUCGUGAUAAUUGGUCACUCAAUGGGUGGCCUCGUUGCAAGAGCAUUGCUUACACUGAAGAAUUUUAAGCAAGACCUGAUAAAUCUUCUUAUUACACAAGCAACACCUCAUGUUGCUCCUGUGAUGCCAUUAGAUCAUUUCAUUACAGAUUUUUAUGUGACUGUAAACAACUAUUGGAUUCUGAACGCCCACCACAUAAAUUUAACCACACUCUCUGUGGCAGGAGGAUUUCGAGAUUACCAAGUUCGUUCAGGAUUGACUUUUCUGCCACAACUAAGCCAUCACACCAGUGCCUUAUCUGUUGUGAGUUCAGCGGUGCCUAAGACCUGGGUCUCAACAGAUCACCUCUCCAUAGUGUGGUGUAAACAGUUGCAAUUGGCUACAGUUCGAGCAUUCUUUGAUCUUAUUGAUGCUGAUACUAAACAAAUAACACAAAAUUCCACAAAGAAGUUGUCAGUUUUGAAUCACCACUUUAUAAGACAUCCAGCCAAAUACUUUGAGGAAAAUCCAACGAUUAUUUCUGAUUUAACAGAAACAUCUAUGUGGGUUCCAGUAAAAGUUCCCAAGUGGACCUAUGUGGCUUAUAAUGAAUCUGAUAAGAUAUAUUUUAUAUUUCCUCUUGCAAAUCAUAGAAAAAUCUACACUCAUGCCUAUUGUCAAAGCACCAUGCUGGAUACAAAUAGUUGGAUUUUUGGAUGCAUAAACAGUACUUCUAUGUGCCAGCAAGGAAUUGAUUUAUCUUGGAAAACGGAACUCUUGCCAACAAUUAAGUAUCUGACCUUAAGUCUUCAAGAUUAUCCAUCUUUGUCUCACCUUGUUGUUUAUAUACCUUCUAUCCCUGGAACUAAGUUUGUUGUAGACUGUGAAUUCUUUAAAAAAGAGGCAAUAUCCCUACAGCUUCCUGUAACUCAUCUUUUUUCUUUUGGAUUAUCUUCUAGGACAGUGACAUUAAAUACAAGUGGUUUGUUUUACAAUGUAGAGCUCCUGAACUUUACACAGAUAUACCAAGCUUUUAAAAUCAACGUGGUGAGCAAGUGUUCAGGAGUCAAAGAAGAAAUAACAAGUAUUUACAAACUUCAUAUUCCCUGGUCUUAUGAAGAUUCACUCACCAUUGCACAAGUUCCAUCUUCCACAGAAAUUUCUCUGAAACUCCAUAUUGCUCAACCAGAUAAUUACACCCAUGUGGCGUUAUUAAAAAUGCACACAUCUUCAAACUGUCAUUAUGAGGUUACAAUUAGGACCUCCUUUCCACAAAUACUUGGACAGAUAAUAAGAUUUCAUGGUGGAGCUCUUCCUGCCUACAUUGUAUCCAGUAUUCUUCUUACUUAUGGAGGACAAUUAUACUCUCUUUUCUCAACAGGUCAUUGCUUAGAAUAUACUACUAUGUUGGAUAAAGAAGUCAAAUCUUAUAAAGUUGACCCUUUUGUAAUUAUGGUUAAAUUUCUGCUGGGGUAUAAGUGGUUUAAAGAAUUAUGGGACACGUUAUUGUUACCAGAAUUAGAUGCUAUAAUUUUAACCAAUCAGAGUGUGUGUUUCCCCCUUGUGUCCUUGGUUCUUUUUCUGUUUGGAACGUGUACUGCUUACUGGGGUGGCCUCCUCUCUUCAAUGUCUCUGAGACUCCUUUCUUCAUUGUGGCUGCUUUUGAAAAGACCCUCUGAGCUUCCUAAGAAUAUCAAGGCAGUAUCACUAGAUUUGUCUUUUAUCAUCGUUGUUUUGAUCAUGGUUAGUUGGGCAACUUGUGGAGCAUUUGCCAUCCUUCUUACAUAUCUUUACUAUGUGUUUAAGAUUGUUCAUCUUCAAGCCAGCCUAACAGCUUUUAAAAAUAAUGAAACUGAGAAUCCCAAACAUUCAAGAAAUGGAAAGCAUUCUGAUCACAAGGAUGCUCCAGUACACCGUCUUGGCUUGUCACCUAGUGAUGCUGAAGACAGUCUUCACAUGCACGAUACUGUGAUGAACUUACUGACAUGGAUUGUGUUGCUCACUAUGCCAUCGUUUAUUUAUUGGUUUAAAAACCUCAGGUAUUAUUUUAAACUUAACCCUGAUCCAUGUAAACCUUUAGCAUUCAUCCUUAUUCCAACUAUUGCAGUUCUUGGAAAUACUUACACUGCUUCAGUAAAAUCAAGUAAAUUGCUGAAGACUGCUUCACAAUUUCCACUUCCUCUUGCUAUUGGUGUGAUUGCUUUUGGGUCAACACACUUGUACAGGGUUCCGUGCUUUGUCACCGUUCCUCUUUUGCUCCAUGCAGUAUGCAACUUCAUGUAA
Elephantulus edwardii (Cape elephant shrew) is the source of this 2763-nucleotide messenger RNA. RefSeq names its product post-GPI attachment to proteins 1 (gene PGAP1). Gene Ontology annotation, biological process: endoplasmic reticulum to Golgi vesicle-mediated transport; GPI anchor metabolic process. Bases 1 to 2763 code for a protein of 920 amino acids. The record is from RefSeq and is a predicted model, not a curated record. Gene Ontology annotation, molecular function: phosphatidylinositol deacylase activity. Gene Ontology annotation, cellular component: endoplasmic reticulum. The transcript has 27 exons. Lineage: Eukaryota; Metazoa; Chordata; Mammalia; Macroscelidea; Macroscelididae.